Messenger RNA from Glarea lozoyensis ATCC 20868, 1257 nucleotides. Its product is annotated as RING/U-box. Lineage: Eukaryota; Fungi; Ascomycota; Leotiomycetes; Helotiales; Helotiaceae. The coding region runs from base 1 to 1257 and encodes 418 amino acids. The transcript has a single exon. The record is from RefSeq and is a predicted model, not a curated record.
AUGUGCCAGAUAUUCGAGCUACAACCCGGAUGUGAUCAUACUCAUCGAACUCAUCGAUGCUGCAGAGAGCAAACCACCUGGUGGAUUGGACGAGCGAGUGACGAUACCGACGGAACAAUCAUCGCUAAGAUCAAAUCAGCCUGUCCGACCACAGUCACUACAAUACCAAUAAUCACUCCUUCCCGCUGCGCCGGCUGUGUACUUUCUCAGCACUGGAAAUAUAGUACAGAGAAAGUUCCUUUCGCCGUCAAAAAAGAAGCAGUUUUGAACAUACUCCCUCUCUCCCAAAACGAGGGGUACCUCAAUGACAACCUCAACGACGUUUGCCUCUGGGACGAUGAGGGUUGGCAUAUUCGCCACCCUGACGACCUUUUAUGGCUAAUAUUCAUCACGCAGAAACUCGAACUAUUUUUACAAUUACGAGAAGAGCAGCGUCUGCGUAUUGACAGAAGACUUGCGGAACGAGGCAUUGAAAUAACACCCGAUCCCGACGACGAGCCAACUCAGAGUAUUAAGCCCCGAAGGCUAUUGUUACUUUUGAUACAUCGGAUUGAACUGAAUCUCAUUUACCUGGCAAUGAAGAGUUUUGACGGAGAAAAACCUGGGUGCGUCAGACCUAUCGGGAUCCUAGCAGUGGAGGAGACGAAAAGAGAAUGUGCCAUAUGCAGAAUUGAUAUUGGAGUAUUUAAUGAAGACGGCGUUAGGGAGAAGCCUGUCAUUACUAGUUGUAAUCACGUCUUUGGGGAUAAUUGUUUGGGCCAGUGGCUUCGCGAGGCAAAGACUUGUCCCAUCUGUCGAACUCAGUUUCACGGUAUUACCGUUUCCGUCACAGGGCUUGAUAUCAAUAUUGAAACCGAAGAUGAUGCACUUCCUAGCCAUUUGUCUUAUCAAGGUCUAGCUAAACUCAAAGCUGCAUUCAAUGAUGGGGGCGACAAUUCUAGGUGGAAUUACCUGUUUAAAGACAACUUUAUCUACGAAGAUUUUAGCGAUCACUUCAACACGCACAAGAGCGAACGCGAAUGGCUAAGAUCACAAAAGCCAGAAGAGCAAUGCGAUCUCAACGACGUUUGGGAUAAACUUUGGCAUCGAAAAACCGAAAAUUACCGGCAAUCAGUUUACGAAUGGACAGAAAUAUCGACUUACAUUUUUGGGGGACAUUUGAACAUGUUUUUCGGUGAUACAGAGUUGUUGUUGACCAUGGACCUGAUGAGAAAUGCUCUUGCUUUGGAUACAGAGGGCUCGGCCAUUACGAGUUAG